This is a messenger RNA of Pseudoliparis swirei, 4789 nucleotides long. It is a transcript of the gene gria2b, whose product is annotated as glutamate receptor, ionotropic, AMPA 2b. The transcript is spliced from 16 exons. Gene Ontology annotation, biological process: modulation of chemical synaptic transmission; monoatomic ion transport; synaptic transmission, glutamatergic. The record is from RefSeq and is a predicted model, not a curated record. Gene Ontology annotation, molecular function: AMPA glutamate receptor activity; transmitter-gated monoatomic ion channel activity involved in regulation of postsynaptic membrane potential. Gene Ontology annotation, cellular component: postsynaptic membrane; dendritic spine; plasma membrane. The coding region runs from base 206 to 2899 and encodes 897 amino acids. Lineage: Eukaryota; Metazoa; Chordata; Actinopteri; Perciformes; Liparidae.
GCAACACCUACAUUGCGCUGGCGACCAUUCCUUCACUGCUGGCGUCCUUUCCACAGCAGAAGAAGAGAAGCAUUGAAACAGAUUUGAAUAGUUUCCUCCCUGAAGGCUGCAGGUGUCCAGUAUGUGUCGGAUCUAACAGCUCCGGAGGCAUCGAGGAAUAUCAAACUCCCCCGCCGGUGGAUGUGGACACCUACACUGUGGAACCAUGGAAACGAUAGUGAAUUUAUCCCUGUCCGUGCUGCUGGUUUUGUGGGGAUGCGCGCUCGGAGGCUCGCCCAGUGUUCAAAUCGGAGGACUCUUUCCGAGGGGCGCGGAUCAAGAGUACAGCGCAUUUCGAAUAGGGAUGGUUCAGUUUGGCACCUCGGAAUUCAGACUGACGCCCCACAUUGACAACCUGGAAGUGGCCAACAGUUUCGCUGUAACCAACUGCUUCUGUUCACAGUUCUCCAGAGGAGUGUACGCCAUUUUCGGAUUCUACGACAAGAAGUCCGUGAACACCAUCACGUCGUUCUGCGGGACGCUCCACGUCUCUUUCAUUACGCCCAGCUUCCCCCUGGAUGGGCAUCAACAGUUCAUCAUCCAGAUGAGACCCGAUAUCAAAGGGCCCCUCCUCAGCCUGAUCGAGUACUACAAGUGGGACAAGUUCGCCUACCUCUACGACAGUGACCGAGGUCUAACAACGCUGCAGGUGGUUCUGGACACAGCAGCAGAGAGGAAGUGGCAAGUGACCGCGAUCAACGUGGGAAACCUGAAGGACGAGAAGAAGGAUGAGGCCUACCGCUCUCUGUUCCAAGAUUUGGAGAACAAAAAAGAGAGGAGGGUGAUCCUGGACUGUGAACAGGACAAAGUCAAAGACAUCAUGGAGCAGGUCAUCACAAUUGGCAGACAUGUUAAAGGCUACCACUACAUCAUAGCAAAUCUGGGAUUCAUUGAUGGGGAUCUAACCAAAAUCCAGUAUGGCGGUGCAAACGUGUCCGGAUUUCAGAUUGUUGAUUUUGAGGAUCCUUUAGUGGCCAAGUUUGACCAGAGAUGGGAGGCCCUCGAAGAAAAGGAGUAUCCUGGUGCCGACAGCAAAAUAAAGUACAUAUCGGCGUUGACCUACGACGCCGUGCAGGUGAUGACGGAGGCCUUCCGCUACCUGCACAAACAGCGCAUCGACUUCACCAGGAGAGCCAACACCGGCGACUGCCUGGCCAAUCCCGCCGUUCCGUGGGCUCAGGGAGUGGAGAUCGAACGCGCGCUGAAACAGGUUCGUGUGGAAGGCCUGACAGGAAACAUCCAGUUCGAUCAGCAUGGCAAGCGAGUCAACUACUCAGUGAACAUCAUGGAAUUAAAGACCAACGGUCCCAUGAAGAUUGGAUACUGGAAUGAAGUUGACAAAAUGGCCGUCACCAAAUCGGAUGUCUUUGCGAAUGACUCGACGGGAAUGGAAAACAAAACAGUCAUUGUCACCACCAUCUUGGAAGCUCCGUAUGUAAUGCUGAAAAAGAACUCUGACCUUUUUGUCGACAAUGAGCGCUACGAGGGUUACUGUGUGGAUCUGGCCGCGGAGAUAGCGAAGCACUGCGGCUUCAAAUACCAACUGAAGAUAGUGUCGGAUGGGAAAUACGGAGCCAGAGAUGCCGAGACCAAGAUCUGGAAUGGGAUGGUUGGAGAGUUGGUGUACGGGAAAGCAGACAUCGCAGUGGCUCCUCUGACCAUCACGUUGGUCCGAGAGGAGGUGAUCGACUUCUCCAAACCCUUCAUGUCUCUGGGAAUCUCCAUCAUGAUAAAGAAGCCUCAGAAAUCCAAACCGGGAGUCUUCUCUUUCCUGGACCCUCUGGCCUACGAGAUCUGGAUGUGUAUCGUUUUUGCCUACAUCGGCGUCAGCGUGGUGCUGUUCCUCGUCAGCCGUUUCAGCCCGUACGAGUGGCACACUGAGGAAUACGAGGACGGGCAGAUCCAGACCAACGAGUCGACUAACGAGUUUGGCAUAUUCAACAGUCUCUGGUUCUCCCUCGGAGCCUUCAUGCGCCAAGGAUGUGACAUCUCACCCAGAUCUCUCUCUGGACGCAUUGUUGGUGGCGUUUGGUGGUUUUUCACGUUAAUCAUCAUCUCCUCCUACACCGCUAACCUGGCUGCUUUCCUAACUGUCGAGAGGAUGGUCUCCCCCAUUGAGAGUGCAGAAGACCUGGCAAAACAGAGCGAGAUAGCCUUUGGGACUCUGGAUUCUGGCUCUACUAAAGAGUUCUUUAGGCGCUCAAAAAUUGCCCUCUUUGACAAAAUGUGGACAUACAUGCGCAGUGCGGAGCCCUCCGUGUUUGUGAAAACCACCGCCGAGGGGGUCGUGAGGGUCCGCAAGUCCAAGGGGAAGUACGCCUACCUGCUGGAGUCCACCAUGAACGAGUAUAUCGAGCAGCGAAAACCCUGCGACACCAUGAAGGUGGGAGGCAACCUGGACUCCAAAGGCUACGGGAUCGCCACGCCGAAAGGAUCCUCAUUAAGAAAUGCGGUUAACCUCGCAGUACUAAAACUGAAUGAGCAAGGCCUGUUGGACAAAUUGAAAAACAAAUGGUGGUACGACAAAGGAGAGUGCGGCAGCGGGGGAGGUGAUUCCAAGGAGAAGACGAGCGCCCUCAGCCUGAGCAACGUGGCUGGGGUCUUCUACAUUCUGGUCGGAGGACUCGGUCUGGCCAUGCUGGUGGCCUUGAUCGAGUUCUGUUACAAGUCCCGAGCCGAGGCGAAACGAAUGAAGAUGACCUUUGGGGACGCCAUGAGGAACAAAGCGAGACUUUCCGUCACUGGGAGUACUGGGGAGAAUGGUCGGGUGAUGACUCCAGAGUUUCCUAAAGCUGUCCACGCCGUCCCGUACGCGAGACCCGACAUGGGACUAAACGGCAGCCUGACAGAUCUGUCCUGAUCAAUGAGAAACUUCUGAGUGCCUUACAAUGGUUUCAAUAGAGCGAUUUUUUUGGUUGUUUUUUCUUCUUCUAUCCUUCCCUCCCUCCUGCUGUUUUUUGUUUCCUGUUUCUGUCUGGUGAAAAAAGGAAAGCUAGGAGAUGGAGGCUUCAUUUUGUGUCUCACAAAGACUUGUAUUGUUGCUCUCUGUCUCUAUUUCUCACCGUAUAAAACACCUCUCUCUCUCUCUCUCGUACGCGGGGUGGAAUUACAUCUCGGAAUUUAAAAGGAAGGCUCUUUUUUUCUUUUUUUCUGAACUGAUGACACCACGCUUUUCCUAUCUUAACUGCCUGGACCGGACCGAGAUGGAAACGAGGGCUUGAUUGACGGCAGCGGGUUGCUUCUGAGGGUCAGAGAUUCAGUCAUCUCAACUGUGUGAGUGUGUGUGUGCGUGUGUGUGUGUGUGGAGAGCGUGGGGUUGUGACACACCGUUUCCGUAGCCACCACCGCCAAACAGGAUUUUCAAGCACACUUGAUAUCAAACUACAUUCUAAAAAAAAAUCCCCUUUUUUUUUCAAGAAAAAAUAAUCGGAGAAAAUGUUUAUUGAAAAAAAAUUAUUUGUAUGUAUUUUCACAAAAUAGCUUUUAAAUAAACUUGCUUACAUACUUGGUUGGAUAUAAACAUCUCAAUGUGUGAGUAUUAAGACGGAAAAGAAAAAUACUAAACAGCUUCUAGUUCCAUAUUUUUAAAGCCAAAUACAUUGCAUAUGGGGCUGAGAUGUUAAAAUCAUGUAAUUAAUUCCUACUCUAAACUCUCCUGUAUAUUUUAUUCUUUAACAUUUGGUGUUGAUAUGACAUAUAUGUCAAUGCUUGACAUUUGGAAUCAAUCCUAUGUUUUUCUUGGAGUCGGCGCAGCGGUUUCGUUUUCUACUCCCGUUUCCUCGUUUGCUUCAGCGCUUUUGUUUGUGUUUUUUUCUGAUGACGACCAGACUCCUUAAUCGACCUGUUUAAUGCAACAAAUAUCUUUAAAGUACGGUCUGGUGUUAUCGCGUCGCAUUUUGGAGGCGACAUCAAAAAGAGGCAUCGCCAUCCACCGAGUUUCAGUGGCGGUUUUGAAAAUGCCAAAUAAGUAAGAGUGCCAAAAUUCUAGUGCCAGUAGACAUGAAUAUAGUCUUAAUAUAAUCAAUUGCUGUCAUCUCGGUGAAUGUAAACGAAACAUUCUGUAACUUUUGUAACUAGGUGUACAGUUGGUGGCAUUGACAGUGCUAAUACGAUAGCCUUUACGCUUUGUUUUCCAGUCACCACGUGUUUUUUGCAUUGAUCUGACAAUAAAGUAGCACCAGUUGCAUGUUGUUGCCGCGGAUAUGACAUACAUUUAAUCUCAUUACUGCCAAAACACGCGUUUUCAUUUUUAAUGUUGGAAGUUGUGAGGUUAAUUGUUUGAAAUUGGAAAUACAAUGUUAGACAUAUAUACAAUAUAUACAUAUAUACAUAUAUUUUAUACAAUAUGAAAAAAAGUAUAGCCCCUCGAAGCUACUCGGCUUCCGUUAAAUACAAAAUGUGGUGACUUGUUCAGAAAAUACAGGAUUUUUUUUUUCAGUGAUUGUUUUUUUCAAUUUUACUGACACACUUUAGACGGACACACACCUCGACUUACGAAACACUUAUUUCAUUUAUCUUCUUUUCUGAAACUGACCUACAAAGACGCCUCCACUGCAGCACAAAGGGAGGUAAAGUGUAUUAUUAUAAUCACUGUUGUUUUUGUAAUCAACAAUAGAAACAUAUACCGUAGUCGCUUAUCAGUUUCAUGGCAUAUCCAGGAUAUUCUCACUGACAUUUUGUAUAUGGAAUGUGUGCUAACUUGAAUAUUUUUUGGGACUCUUUCUAAAUAAAAGUGGCUGAUCUCUUGUUA